AGACCUUUCUCUUCCUCCAAACUCUCUCCAUCGCCGCCGCGCCGCCGGAAAAAAUGGCCACCGCUGCCGAGAAUUCUGACGAUGACUACGUCGAAUACAUCCCCGUGAAGAAGCGCCGCGCCAUGGAAGCCCAGAAGCUCCUCCAUCGCCACCACUCCCACUCACCCUCCCCCUCUCCACCGCCGCCACCGCCACCACCACCACCACCCCUCCUCCCUCCCCACCCCUCCGAAUCCAAGCCCAGCCUCCUUAUCAAGGCCACCCAGCUUAAGCGCGACCUCCCCGAGAUCACAGCCACGGAAGCCCUAGUUCAGCAGGAGAAGGAAAUGAUCGAGCACCUCUCCGAUCGGAAAACCCUAAUGUCCGUCCGGGAGCUCGCCAAGGGCAUCACCUACACCGAACCCAUCCCUACUGGUUGGAAGCCCCCUCUCGCCAUCCGCCGCAUGCCCCCUUUCAAAUCCGAUGCCCUUCGCAAGCAGUACCACAUCCUCGUCGAGGGCGAUGAUGUCCCUCCUCCCAUCAAGAACUUUCGCGAUAUGCGCUUCCCGGAGCCGAUCCUCAAGAUGCUUAAGCUCAAGGGCAUCGUCCAGCCCACUCCCAUUCAGGUGCAGGGUUUGCCGGCGAUCCUCUCCGGACGGGAUAUGAUUGGCAUUGCAUUCACUGGGUCUGGGAAGACGUUGGUCUUUGUGCUGCCGCUGAUCAUGGUGGCGGUGCAGGAGGAGGUGAUGAUGCCUAUCCGGCCUGGGGAGGGGCCGUUUGGGCUGAUUGUUUGUCCGUCAAGGGAGCUGGCAAGGCAGACGUUUGAGGUUGUGGAGCAGUUCUUGAAGCCACUGGUGGAGGAGGGCGGGUAUCCGGAGGUGAGGGCUAUGCUUUGUAUUGGUGGUGUUGAUAUGAAGACGCAAUUGGAUGUUGUUAAGCAAGGGGUGCACAUUGUCGUUGCCACGCCUGGCAGGUUGAAGGAUUUGCUGGCGAAGAAGAAGAUGAAUCUUGAUAAUUGCAGGUACUUGACAUUGGAUGAGGCUGAUAGGCUUGUUGAUUUAGGAUUUGAAGAUGACAUUAGGGAGAUCUUUGAUCAUUUCAAGGACCAGAGGCAGACGCUGCUCUUCUCAGCUACCAUGCCCAAAAAGAUACAAAAUUUUGCAAGAAGUGCACUGGUGAAACCUGUGACUGUCAAUGUUGGGAGAGCUGGAGCAGCAAAUUUAGAUGUCAUACAAGAAGUGGAAUAUGUGAAACAAGAGGCCAAGAUUGUUUACCUCCUUGAAUGCCUUCAAAAGACACCCCCUCCUGUGCUUAUCUUUUGUGAAAACAAGGCUGACGUUGAUGACAUCCAUGAGUAUCUCCUGUUGAAAGGAGUAGAAGCAGUAGCCAUUCAUGGUGGCAAAGAUCAAGAAGAAAGAGAAGAUGCUAUCAAAUUUUUCAAAUCUGGGAAGAAGGAUGUCCUUGUUGCCACUGAUGUCGCCUCAAAGGGUCUUGAUUUUCCAGACAUCCAACAUGUGAUUAACUAUGAUAUGCCAGCUGAAAUUGAAAACUAUGUGCAUCGUAUUGGACGAACCGGAAGGUGUGGGAAAACUGGCAUAGCGACAACAUUCAUAAACAAGAACCAGAGCGAAACAACUCUUCUAGAUCUUAAACACCUGCUGCAAGAAGCGAAGCAGAGAAUCCCGCCUGUGUUAGGAGAGCUUAAUGAUCCAAUGGAGGACGGUGAUGCUAUUACUGAUGUAAGUGGGGUCAAGGGAUGUGCUUACUGCGGUGGGCUUGGACAUCGUAUCCGUGAUUGCCCCAAACUCGAGCAUCAGAAAACCAUGGCAAUUGCAGGUUCAAGACGUGACUAUUUUGGUUCAGGUGGUUACCGAGGAGAGAUGUGAUCAAGCCUUUGAAUUGCUUCUAAAAGGUAAUGCAAAGAUUAAAGCUGGAUGAACUGGUGAGGAUGAAUGUUCAUACCAAAGUUAUUCUGAAUGAAAUUCUCAAAGAAAUUGAUUUCUUAGUGCUAUAACUAUAACAUCUAAGAAACAACGACGAUCUGUUAGGAUGGAUGUUCAAAUUGCCUCCUGUUGAUUUUAUUCUGAAUGAAACUCAUAAAGGAAUUGAUCUGUUGAUCUUGUAACAUAUAAGAUACAUUUCUUCUCCUCAAAAUCAUGGUUUGGCAGGAUGAUUAUAUUGUAUAGUAUGCUGCAGUGCUGGCAAUGUAUUCCUUCAGGCAUAUUUUUCAUCUGUGUUUUUGCCUAAAUUGUUCUAUUUA
Messenger RNA from Dioscorea cayenensis subsp. rotundata (Guinea yam), 2239 nucleotides. RefSeq names its product DEAD-box ATP-dependent RNA helicase 35-like. The record is from RefSeq and is a predicted model, not a curated record. Gene Ontology annotation, cellular component: spliceosomal complex. Gene Ontology annotation, biological process: mRNA splicing, via spliceosome. Lineage: Eukaryota; Viridiplantae; Streptophyta; Magnoliopsida; Dioscoreales; Dioscoreaceae. Gene Ontology annotation, molecular function: ATP binding; RNA helicase activity; zinc ion binding.